Molecule: messenger RNA, 927 nt
Organism: Mycosarcoma maydis (corn smut)
Lineage: Eukaryota; Fungi; Basidiomycota; Ustilaginomycetes; Ustilaginales
Exons: 1
Coding region: 1-927 (308 amino acids)
Biological process (GO): vesicle fusion; intracellular protein transport; Golgi to vacuole transport
Cellular component (GO): endomembrane system; membrane; SNARE complex
Molecular function (GO): SNARE binding; SNAP receptor activity
Source: RefSeq, a predicted model, not a curated record
AUGUCGUUUAACGAUCUCGAAAGCGGCUCGUCUUCUCGGCAAGGUGGCUCUGCAGGUGGAGGAGGUGGGUCUCGCAAAACCCCUUUACCCCUGUACCGCGACGAAGUCUCCCCCUCGUUACCCCCCGAGUUUGAAAAGCUCAGCAACAAGAUUGGCAUCCAAAUUUUUAAGAUCAACUCAAACGUCACAGCUAUUCAAAAGCUUAUCUCGCUGUCGUCUUCCAAUGCAUCGGCCAAGGCAGCAGCACAGGACUGGAGCAAACGCAUCAACGACUUGAUAGAGACAACGCGCGAGCUCGUCAAGGAUGCCACUACCGAUAUCAAGCAGCUUUCGACCUUCCCGCUCAGACCAACCAAUGGCGGUGCCAAGCUCACCCAGGGCAAGCUGCAACGCGACUUCCAAGCUGCUGCGCUGCAAUUCCAACGAGCGCAAAAAGAGGCGGUUGCAAAGACACGCGCCAAACUCGAACAGGAUAAGCAGAAGGAACGGCAGAUGAUCAAAUCGCGCAACUCACAACAGCUUUUGAUCGACACGGAAGAAUCGGAUCGCUCCAAUGCAACAGGUGGGGCCGAAGGUGGUGUCCAAGCCGAGGCGCUCGACUUGUUACCCGAAGGCCCCACUCAGGCAGAUCUGGAAUACCAAGAAUCGCUCAUCACUUCGCGCGAGGCCGAGAUCAGAGAGAUCGAGUCCGGUGUCCAGGAGCUCAACGAGAUCUUUCGCGAUCUAGGCAACAUUGUGCAGGAACAGGGUGGCAUGAUUGACAAUAUCGAGUUCAACAUCAAUUCGAUAGCCGAGAACACGGCAGGCGCAGAUCAAGAAUUGGUGGUGGCGCAUGAGUACCAGAAGAAAGCGGGAAGAAGGUGUAUCAUUCUUCUGUUGAUCGUUGGAUUCGUAGUAUCCGUUGUCUUGCUGGCUCUCCUCAAUUAG